AUGACCUCACGUUAUAGAGUAGAAUACGCCCUCAAAUCGCACCGUCGUGACGAAUUUAUCGAAUGGAUCAAAACUUUACUUGCAUGUCCUUUUGUCCUACACGCCGACGUCGAGUCUUAUAACUUGGCAUACCCCAAUUUAUAUGAAGUUCCCGAUGACGACAAAGACUCACGCUUUAAGCAACACGAAAUUGAUGUUGCUCAGGAUUGCCAACGUCGCUACUUAGAGAUUUUCAAAGAUGUUGAACAAUUAAUCGAUCAUACCAUAUUGAUGGACCAACUCAAUGAUCAACAGCAAAAAACAUUGUACCCCAAUCCGCGAUACACGCUGAGUCGUUUGCGCAAUUUGGUACCUUCAAUUGGUAGGUUUUUUACCAAAUUGCCAUUGAGUGAGGCGUUUUUGGUUGAGGAUGAGCGUCGAGGCAUAAGUAAACGACGAUUAGUUGCACCAAGUUUCAAUGAUGUUCGAAUGAUUUUGAACAUGGCCCAAAUUAUGGCACUAACCGAGAUCAAUCGCGAAUUGGGUAGGACACACUUAAAGUUGAUAACUUUUGAUGGAGACGUUACUUUAUAUGAAGAUGGUCAAAGUCUCGUUGAAGGUAGCGACGUUGUUAAAAGAUUAGUUCAAUUGCUUGCAAUGGGCGUCUAUGUUGGUGUUGUUACUGCCGCGGGCUACCCGGGACAAAGCGGCGCUGUCAAAUAUGAAGAACGUUUGAAAGGGUUGAUUGACUAUCUCAAUCGUGAAGACGGAUCUUGCAUUCUUACUAAAGAACAAAAGGAAAACUUGUUGGUGAUGGGGGCGGAAUCAAAUUACUUGUUUAGAUACAAUGCUCAACUCAAGGGAUUAAAAUUUAUAGACUCUGAAGAAUGGCAUUUACCACAGGUGCAAAAAUGGGAUAAUGAUAAGAUCAAGUAUAUAAUGCAUACUUGUCACCACCACCUAAUCCAUCUUCAACAGAAAUUCCAAUUGGAAGACACAACAACAAUUAUCAAGAAAGAGAGGUCAGUAGGAAUAAUUCCCAACCCGGGCCAAAAGAUUCUUCGUGAACAGUUGGAGGAAAUGGUGCUCUCGUGCUCAAAGAAAUUAGAAGUCAUUCUCAAAUCAACUGAUAAUACAACAACCCAAACAACCCAAACGUCAAGGUCACAGGCAAGCAAUGACUCAACUGAUGAGUUUACCACCUCAGCAGGAGCCACUACGGCAACUACUUCCUCAUUUGACCCUGCAUCUUCAUCGCCAUUGAGUGAUAUCAAAGUAUGUGCAUUCAACGGAGGCAGUGAUGUAUGGGUUGAUAUUGGAGAUAAGGCUCUCGGUGUCGAAUCAUUACAGAAAUAUUUGUGUCAAGACGAGUCAAAUGACCUUUGUCCUAUACGUAAAGCGGAAAGCUUACAUAUUGGUGAUCAAUUCGCCCUGCUUGGUGCAAACGAUUUCAAGGCUAGGUUAAGUGCAUGUACUGUGUGGAUUGCUAAUCCAGCAGAAACAGUGGCGAUCUUGGAUGAUAUCUUGGAGUUUGUUGAAAAGAGAAAAUUGGACACAACUGAAACAAAGUGA
This is a messenger RNA of Lodderomyces elongisporus, 1551 nucleotides long. It is a transcript of the gene ISN1, whose product is annotated as IMP 5'-nucleotidase. Bases 1 to 1551 code for a protein of 516 amino acids. Gene Ontology annotation, molecular function: magnesium ion binding. The transcript has a single exon. Lineage: Eukaryota; Fungi; Ascomycota; Pichiomycetes; Serinales; Debaryomycetaceae. Gene Ontology annotation, biological process: nicotinic acid riboside biosynthetic process; inosine salvage; nucleotide metabolic process. The record is from RefSeq and is a predicted model, not a curated record.